This is a messenger RNA of Aureobasidium uvarum, 1095 nucleotides long. NCBI's taxonomy places the organism in Eukaryota, Fungi, Ascomycota, Dothideomycetes, Dothideales, Saccotheciaceae. The record is from the annotation of a GenBank genome assembly.
AUGAUUAGGUCCGUCAAGCUGAACUGGCUGAGCGAAUACGUGGACAAGGAUGGCAAUAAUGCGCUUGUAGGAAGAGCGAAACCUGUUGAAGAUCAUCUCAUCUUCAAGACUGCAGUGUUGCUGUACGAAUGCCAUUAUCUGAAGGAGUUCCACUUCAAUAUGAAGUCUCUUGCAGUGGCCACAGCUAUGCUCAAAGAUGCGUCCCCGCCUCUGACUUCUAUCGACUUCUCACUACCUCACCGAUACAAUUGGGAGGACAUCUACAGAGUGUUCAGUCUUCCUACCCUAGUGACUUUGGUGAUUCGAAAUCUGCUGAGUCCAGAUCGACCUGCCUUCCGGUUUCCACCUCCCAUACCGGAUGGUUUGCACGACAGACAUGCCAUCUCCAAUAUCCAAGACCUUAGUCUUUUGGAAUGUGGCCCUCUCACGCAAUCGAUAUCUCCUUUGUUCCAGUGGCCGAGGAACCUACAAAGAUUGAAUUAUUCUCCUGCAAGGUCAAAGUGCGAGCCAUAUUGGCGUACUAUUCUGCGGCGCACUGGCGAUAUUUCGGACGCGGUGGAUCUGUCUCUCCAAGUCCUCGCACCCUUGCAAUCAGCAUUGCAAGAAUUGCAAUUCGAUCUUGGCUUGGACAGACACUGGAUUUUACCCUUCAGAACUGGAAGGCUCUUUGAAUCUUUUACUAAGCUGACAAAACUGACUGCUCCUGUCGAACUGGUCAUGUAUUCGAGAGGUCUCUCGCGCUCGAGAUACAAUCUACCAUUCUACAACAAUCUACCUUCUAGCCUACAGGGCCUCGAGCUCAAGUUUACGAUACUGACUUCUUGGCAUUCGCGACCCGCUCACUCUGAUCUCGAUACAGAAGCUUGUCUGAUUUCUGAUCCUGCGCAUCAGUUGUUCGACGAGCUGUCGACUCUAGCGAUACAAAAGGAUGGACAAUUUUCAGGGCUGCAUCGACUUACACUCACGGGAGACGGAGAUAGAGCUUUCUUGGUCAGAUGCCGCCAUGCAGAUGAUGCCUUGAAGGAUUUGGAAGAUAAUGAUGUACAAGUUGUUCAACGCGAUUGGUGUCGACAGUCAAAGGAAGCUUGGAUCUGA